Molecule: messenger RNA, 2898 nt
Organism: Periconia digitata
Lineage: Eukaryota; Fungi; Ascomycota; Dothideomycetes; Pleosporales; Periconiaceae
Source: the annotation of a GenBank genome assembly
AUCGUUACUGUCGCUCGUGAAGAAGAUGAUGUGCUUGAAGGUUGCCUACGUAGUGACAAGCUGGCGAUUUGCUCAGCUGGCGAUUUACUCAGCCUCCGCCUUCUGGCGCUUCUCGUUGACCCCUGUCCGACUCCGCCCCUCCACACGAACAAAGUUCAGCCUGAUCAAACGCCUUCAAAGUCCAACACGGAAUACUGCCUUCGUCCCAUUUUCCUCACAUCAUGCAAGAUGGAGAACUCAUACAGUCGCAGUAGCAAACGGCAACGGACAGAUGAUUAUACAAAUAGCAACCGAAGCGCGGUAUUUGAAUCUGGUGGAGCACGACUGGUUCCGUCGUCUUCCACCAACGAUCAUCUCCGCAACGAACAUGGCGCAUCGGAAGACUAUGGAGCUCAGCAGAAUGUUGGGAACGAUGAAAUUGUUUGUUUUGGACUUAUCCCUUCAAUAGAAUGCAAAUGCGAGCAUCAAGCCGUUCAGGGCGAGUCAUUCCUUAUCCACUUAGCCUCAUCCAGUCAUUUCUGGGUCUCUGAGCCUUCGAGUAUGGUAGGUCACAUCGCUUCACAGCAUGGCAAUAUGAUCGCCGGGCUUCUCUCAGAGAGUACGCUCGACCUGUACGCUUCAUGUACACCUGAGGUCGCGCAUAUGCAGCGCCAUCAAACCGGUCUGACUCAAAUUCCAUGUAUACUUGAUAUCACAGUCUAUGGCCCAAUGGAGCUUUUCGAUGAGAUAGGAGACUGGUUUCAGGACUAUGAAGUCUUUCUCCAGGACCCGCGGACUUGCCAUCGAGAUGUCAAGUACUUCAACCCUCACAGACUUUCAUCCGAUAAAUCCCAGUCCGGUAUGCUGGUUUCUCAGGUCAUCGCACAAGCAUCCACCUUGGUCAAUUUCCAAGAAAUACAUGAGAGGCCUGAUCUACUAGAACUUAUCAGUGGUCAAGAAGACCUCGAAGAAGCAGACCCGUCUUCACUUCUUGAUACCGCCUUACAUAGACAUCAGAAGCAGGCUUUGACUUUCAUGAUGCGCAGAGAAGCGGGCUGGAAGCCGGGCGAUCUAUGGCCAGACAUCUGGGAAACGCUUGAUAAUAGCCACAGUAGAUGCUUCAUAAAUCAUAUCACCGAGGAGUACCAGGCUGUUCCUCCAAAACAAUGUUUUGGAGGGAUUAUUGCCGACCCUAUGGGUCUGGGGAAGACUCUCACUAUGGUGGCAUUGGCUACGGGCGAUCUCACUCUGGACGCACCCAUGAACUGUGCGACGACUAUUUUCGAUGACCUCCAUCCAGUCGGUGCCACGUUAAUCAUCGUACCUCCACCAUUAUUGAGUACAUGGGAAGGGCAGAUCGAAGAACACGUUAGAUCGGGAGCCAUUCAAUUGCACCGCCAUCAUGGAAAGAAUAGGCUUAGAAAUCUUGAUGAGUUGAGAAAUCUCAACGUCGUGAUAACCACCUAUCAGACGUUAUCGGCAGACUGGAACGCUGAAAAAGACGCCAAAGCAUAUUCCAUCAUAUUUCAUGUGCAAUGGAGAAGAAUCAUAUUAGAUGAAGCACAUCUCAUUCGUAACGUCAAAGCACGAAUGUCUCGGGCGAUCCAUGAACUAGACGCUGUUUCCCGCUGGGCGGUGACGGGCACUCCCAUUCAAAAUAACCUCAGCGAUCUCGCCGCCCUUCUGAAGUUCAUCAGAGCAGAUCCUUACGACGACUUGACGCAUUUUGAAAAAGAUUUUAGCCGACUGUGGAGAUCGGGUGAAGACAAAGAAGCCGUGAAGCGGCUGAAGCGGCUCGCACGUUGCGUCAUCCUACGUAGAGGAAAGAGAACGGUCAAUCUUCCUCCCCGGCGCGACCUGAAAUGUCCUGUAGAGUUUCAAAAAUCGGAACGAGAUCUAUACGAGAGUAUUCGCCAACAGGCAAUCAUGAGAAUCGACGAUGUCUUGCACCAGGAUAUGGAAUUUUCCAGGGCCUACGCCAAUUGUCUUCAACAGAUCGAAUCCAUGCGCCUCGUCUGCAAUUUGGGUCUUCACUAUCAUACUCGGCAUGAUCCAGCCACUAAGAAAGCACCAGAAGACUGGAAAAGGACCGCACAAAAGGUGUUCAACUCGCACCGUAGUAUGAACACUGUUGUAUGCUCGCAGUGUUCUUUCAGUCUUGAUAUGACCGAUAGUCUUAUGGAGGAUGCGCUCUACUUAGAUAGCCCGCUGUUCACCCGCUGUCUGAAAUAUGCCUGCGCAGAGUGUUCCCAUAGAUUGCGUGUCGCAGGAUUCGAUGUGGCUUGCGGCCAUACACCCCGCUGUGAAGUUGCACCAGUUUCCAUCAGUACAAGCGCUCUGGAAGAAACAUUCAACCAAUCUCACGAGAAGGGCAAGAAACAUCUGACCAACAGUGGUUCGUUACCUUCGAAGGUCGAGGCUUUGCUGUCUGAUCUUAAAACAUUGCCUCUGGGUGUCAAGAGCAUCGUGUUCUCCACUUGGCGCCUUACUUUAGACAUUGUCGAGAGAGGACUUGCGAAGUCAGGCAUUCAGUCAGUCCGCUUCGAUGGAAAAGUCCCGCAAGCCCAACGUCAACCAGUACUGGACCGCUUCAGAACUGACCCAAACGUGCGAGUGAUGCUACUCACCAUACAAUGCGGUGCUGUUGGUUUGACACUGACUGAAGCGUCUCGUGCAUAUCUGAUGGAGCCCCACUGGAAUCCUACAAUCGAAGAGCAAGCCCUCGCGCGUAUUCACCGUAUCGGCCAAACGCAAGAAGUGACGACUGUGCGAUUUUACAUUCGGAAUUCUUUCGAAGAGCGCGUUAUGGAAGUACAGGAGACUAAGAAGAACCUAGCCAGCGUACUUUUAUCGGGACACGAUGGAGAGAGUGUGGAUGACAGUCUUGGUGCUCUGCAGAGAUUGCGCUCCUUACUAUGA